Messenger RNA from Phyllostomus hastatus (greater spear-nosed bat), 480 nucleotides. RefSeq names its product PTTG1IP family member 2 (gene PTTG1IP2). Gene Ontology annotation, cellular component: cytoplasm; nucleus. The record is from RefSeq and is a predicted model, not a curated record. Lineage: Eukaryota; Metazoa; Chordata; Mammalia; Chiroptera; Phyllostomidae. Gene Ontology annotation, biological process: protein import into nucleus. The coding region runs from base 1 to 480 and encodes 159 amino acids. The transcript has 4 exons.
AUGUGCUCCCUGCGGGUUUGUGGCCAAAUCCUCCUGCCCAUUUUCGUCUCUAUCUUUCUCAUCCAACUGCUCAUCAGCUUCUCAGAGAACGGUUAUUCCCAAGUGUCCAGGCACAGGGGCAAGCUGAGACCAAAAGCUGUGGAUGAUGACGGAUGUUCAUUAAAGAAAAAUUGUCAAUUGUGCACAGAAGAUAGAAAAUGUUUUUGGUGCAGUGAAGAACAGGCUUGCAAAACGUUUUGUCUUUUGCGUUUGGGGUGUUCGAUAAGUUUGGUAUUUUGGUUGAACUGUACAGUUGACUUGUUUGGAUUUCUGAUGCUGCUGCUCAUUGCAAUAUUACUUAUAGCAUUCAUUUGGCAUUGCUGCGUCUUUCAAUGUUACCUGCAGGGGUAUGUUCAUUUUAUCCUUAGUAAGAAUGCACUUCAGGAUAUUGAAGAAAAUACGAAACCAGCUAUCAGGAAUGCUUUUCCUUUUUUUGUAUAA